AUGGUUGUUAAGAUCGGUAUCAAUGGUUUUGGUCGUAUCGGUCGCCUCGUUCUCCGAGAAUCAUUACGAAACCCAAACACUUGUGUUGUGGCUGUAAAUGAUCCUUUUAUGGACCUCGAAACUAUGGUAUUCAAUAUUGUUAUUGUCGCAUCUAUGGUUUAUCUUUUUAAAUACGAUUCAUCCCAUGGACGCUUUGAAGGUUCUGUUGAAGCCAGAAACGGAAAGUUCCACGUGAAUGAUCACGAGAUUUCCGUUUCUUCCGAAAAGAACCCUGCUGAUAUUAAAUGGGGCGAAGCCGGUGCUGACUACAUCGUUGAAUCUAGUGGCGCUUUCACAAGCGCCGAGAAGGCAUCUGCUCAUUUCCAUGUUGGUUUCAAUCAGGGAGCAAAAAAGGUUAUAAUUAGUUCACCUGCUGCCAAUGUGCCGAUGUUUGUAGUUGGUGUUAACUUGGAUGAAUACAAACCAGAAUACAAGAUCAUUUCUAAUGCCUCUUGUACUACAAACUGCUUGGCACCUCUCGCAAAGAUUAUCAACGAUAAAUUUGGUAUCGUUGAGGGAUUAAUGACCACCAUUCAUGCAACUACUGCAACCCAAAUAACCGAUUGGAGGAGGGGAAGGGGUGCAGCCCAAAAUAUUAUCCCAAGUUCAACAGGUGCAGCAAAAGCAGUCGGAAAGGUUAUUCCUUCUUUGAACAACAAACUUACCGGCAUGGCUUUCAGAAUUCCUACUGCAAUUGUUUCGGUUGUUGAUUUGACAGUACGAUUGGCAAGGGAGACGACUUAUGAAGAGAUUAAGGCCGUUGUCAAACAUGCUUCAGAACAUGAAUUGAAAGGAAUUCUUGAUUACACUGAAGAUCAGGUGGUAUCUACCGAUUUCGUCAGUGAUACUCACUCUGGUAUUUUCGACGCAAAGGCUGGUAUCCAAUUGAAUCCCACAUUUGUCAAACUCGUAGUCUGGUAUGAUAACGAAU
Messenger RNA from Acaulospora morrowiae, 970 nucleotides. The record is from the annotation of a GenBank genome assembly. Lineage: Eukaryota; Fungi; Glomeromycota; Glomeromycetes; Diversisporales; Acaulosporaceae.